Molecule: messenger RNA, 274 nt
Organism: Nyctereutes procyonoides (raccoon dog)
Lineage: Eukaryota; Metazoa; Chordata; Mammalia; Carnivora; Canidae
Product: beta-defensin 106A-like
Exons: 2
Coding region: 38-274 (78 amino acids)
Biological process (GO): innate immune response
Cellular component (GO): extracellular region
Source: RefSeq, a predicted model, not a curated record
AUGGACACUGUGCUGACCUCUCAGGACCCUGUGAGUCAUGAGGACGUUCCUCUUUCUUUUUGCUGUUUUCUUCCUUCUGGCCCCAGCCAGGAAUGCAUUUUUUGAUGGGAAAUGCUUCAAGCUUAACGGGAAGUGCGUGAAUUCUUGCCAGAAAAAUGAAGAACUGGUGGCUCUCUGCCAGAAUUUUCUGAAAUGCUGCCUGACACUCCAGCCAUGUUGGAUGAGUAAAGAUGAUAAAUCUGAAGACUCUGGCUUUCUGGAGGGAUAUAAAUGA